AUGGUAUCAGCAAGAUGUGCGGUUGCAACUCUACUAUACUCGACAGAUUACUUGCCGGGAGUCUUUACACUCGGCCAUCAGUUGGCCAAACUGCUGCGUAAUAAGGGAAACAUACGGACCUGUUUAGUGGUCUCGAAGGAACUGUGGAGUGGUGCGUUGAGCGAACUCUCUAAGACUUUGGUUCGGUUGUUGUAUAACGACAUUGUACUUGUAGAUCCCUUGCAGGACCAGGAUUCGACUGUUGAGAGAAAUGCGGAGAAUCUGAGACUUCUGAAUAGACCGGAAUUAUCAUUUGCGUUGAUUAAAGCCCGUCUCUGGGAACUGACGCAAUUUGAUAGAGUGCUUUACCUCGAUGCCGACACUUUACCGCUCAAUGAAGAAUUUCUGAAUAUCUUUGAGUUGAUUCCGCAACAGGAAAGCCGUCAGAUUGGUGGAGCACCCGAUAUUGGCUGGCCCGAUAUGUUUAACAGCGGAGUACUCAUGCUGAGGCCGGAUAUCAAUCUAGCCUCCGAGCUUCAUAAAUUUAUUCUCAGUCACACAUCCAUCGAUGGUGCAGAUCAAGGGAUCCUCAAUCAAUUUUUCAAUCCGUACUGCGCAGAAACUGACCAGGGACCAUCGCGGUACAGCUGGGUUCGACUGCCGUUCAUUUACAAUGUUACGGUUCCAAACUACGGGUACCAGAGUUCUCCCGCUGUGAGAUACUUCCAGUCGCAGAUAAGGUUGGUUCACUUUAUUGGCGAGAAUAAGCCGUGGAAAGGCUGGCUCAGCGGCAGCAGCGCCGAUGGAUAUGUCAGUCGUUGGGGCCAGGUGUAUAAUGAAUUCUUGGAGAGAUUUGGUCUGACUCAAUUUUUUGAAGAGAUGGGCCUCCAGAGGCCGACAGCUCCGGAGCCACGGCAAGAGAACGCAGCACCGUUGGCAAACUGGGAAGAAUUCCAUCAAAGGGUUAUGCAACAAGAGCCUGAAAGCAUCGAAAGCUACGACUCAGGGCAUCUGAAUGUAUGGCGUGUGGAGCCACCCCAAGAGAGUGCAGCGAAAGUGAUAAAUUUGGACGGUUUUGAUAAACCAGCCAUGCAGCAAGAACCCGAAGGCACCAAAACCGUUGUUUCAAAGCAUCAACAUGUCUCGCAUGCGGAAUCGCCUCAAGAAAGUGCAGUGCAGGUUGUGGACUGGGACAGUUUCAAUAAGCGAAUCAUGCAGGAAGAGCCUGAAAGCACCGAAAGCUACGACACAGGUCACGUAGGUUCGUGGCACCCAGGACCAGUUGUCGCUCGAGAUCAUACAGAACGUGUUUUCCCUGAUGUUGAUCAGUAUGACACUAAUGAAUUGACCAAACAACUCGGGGAGUUCUCCGUGGCAGGAACCUCGGAUUCUAGUUCAGCCCCUGCUCCUGAUGAGGAAGUAGCUCCGCAGAUUACGGCAACUUCGGGGCUUCCAAUCCCCUUAUCGGCCGCACACCGGUCGGCCACGCUACAAAAUGCAGCGCGAAAGCAGUUAUCAGGGCGUGUUGUCGAGCGGGUAUUUCCCAAUGAACGCGACCUGCCGCACUUCUCGCAGCCAAAGAUUACUGGCACCCGGCCGGAGGACCAAGACAAUGUUCAGCCUGUCCCGAGGGUCGAAGAGGUGCUGGAAAUGAUCAAGGAAGACUGCGAACCGGACCCUGUGCCGCGACACGUUUUCGACUGGGAAGAAACAAACUACUUACAAGAGGUUGAAAGGGUAUUUCCUGACUAA
Molecule: messenger RNA, 1731 nt
Organism: Torulaspora globosa
Lineage: Eukaryota; Fungi; Ascomycota; Saccharomycetes; Saccharomycetales; Saccharomycetaceae
Product: glycosyltransferase family 8 protein
Exons: 1
Coding region: 1-1731 (576 amino acids)
Cellular component (GO): cytoplasm
Molecular function (GO): glycosyltransferase activity
Source: RefSeq, a predicted model, not a curated record